AAAAAAAAUAAAAUAAAAUAAAAUAAAAUCGUAAUAGUAAAUGGCAUUGAAUUCAAGAUUAAAAGUAAAAAGAUUCAUUUAUAAUAUUUUCACAAAAAAAUAUGGGUUACAUGUGCAAACAGAUGCUACAAAAUAUCUUGAAUCUUUAUUAGAGAAUGAAACUGAUCUAAUCGAUGCCAUUGAAAAGAUUGUGAAAGCAUAUAAGAAACGACAUAGUGAGGAAAGACUUGUCAUUGUCGAUGAAAAUACGAUACGAGAAGUGAUAACGACUAUGCAAAGUUCUGCAGCUAUAGCAGCUACGUUGACACCAUUUCAAAGAGUUGAAGAAGAAAUUAACGAUUCAUUACAGGAAAUGUCAAUCGAUGAUGCUCCAACAGAAGUUGUUGAUGUUACUCAACAUUUCCAUGUUGUUAGUGCUUUUAAUCUGCCAAAAUUAACUUAUGAUGAGCAUUCAAGAGCAUUUACAAAAGUAAAAGAACUUCCUUCAUUAAUACCAGAAGCUUGCGAGAAGGGUGAUAUGUAUAGAGAAAGAUACAAGCUUGUCAAACAACGAAUUUUAAGAAAUGAAAAUUUUUGUCCAGCAUCUAUGAGCAUGACAGAUAAUCCUGAUUUCGUUAAAAUCACACCUAUUAAAGCACUCAUUGGUCAAGAUGGUAAAAACUUUGUAUUAUUUGGUAUGCUAACACAGUUAGAGGAAGGAAAGAUACAUUUGGAAGAUGAAGAUGCACAUAUAGAAUUAGUGUUAGAUAAGGCUAUUUAUUCAUAUGGUUUGUUCACGGAUGGUUGCUUUGUAAUUGUAGAAGGCAAAUAUGGUGAUGAUCAUAAGUUUCAUGUUACUGAGAUUAAUUUACCACCUGCUGAACCUCGAGAUAUGUCAGAUGCGCUAUUUAGUCAUGUAGACUUUAUGGGAUUACCAAGACCACUUGUUGAUGAGAAAUUAUUGAAAAUCGAAGAAACAAAAAUGGAAGAUAUUAUGUUUGUUGUGUUAUCAGAUGUACAUUUAGACCAGCCUAAAGUCAUGCAAGCGUUAAAUACGAUAUUUGAAGGAUAUUCAAAUGGACAAGUUCCUUUAGCAUUUAUUUUUAUUGGAAACUUUUCUAGUAAACCAUUUGUGUAUGCAGGCUCUGAUGCAGAAGAAUAUAAAGAUAAUUUCUCAGCAUUAGCAGAUUUAAUUGGUGAAUAUCAUAAUUUAGCUACUCAUUCAAAUUUUGUAUUUGUUCCAGGACCAAAAGAUCCUUGGUCAGGUAAAACCUUACCUCAACAACCUAUUUUACCCAGUUUCGUUACUCGUUUGAAACAGAAAGCAAGAAAGGUCACAUUCACGACUAAUCCAUGUCGUAUUCGUUAUUGUACUCAAGAUAUUGUUAUUUUCAGAGAAGAUUGGUUACAGAAACUAUGGAGAAAUACAUUGUUAACUACAAACCAAGAGGUCGAUACUGAUCCUGUCAAACAUUUUGUACAUACAAUAAUUGAUCAAGGACAUCUUUGUCCUUUACCUUUGCCUAUAAAACCUGUAUCUUGGGCAUUUGAUAAUGCUUUAAGAUUAUAUCCAUUACCGCAUACUUUAAUUAUUGCAGACAAAUGUGAAAGUUAUAAAAUUACUUAUGAAGGAACCCAUUGCUUUAAUCCCGGAAGUUUUCCUAAUUCUGAUUUUACAUGGAGUGUUUAUUAUCCUAGCUUAAAAGUAUCUGAAAAAUGUUCACUUGCAAAUCAUUAGUAAAUAUGUAAAGAUUAUAUUAGAAUAAAAUGUUAAGAUUCUCUUUUUGUUUUAAGAAAUGAACUUAUUGCACCAUUAAAGAAAUAAAAAAAGUUAAAUAGUGAUAGUUCAUAUAGAACGGGCAAAGUAAUAUAUGUGAAUGAAGUUACUGUUUCCUAGUAUAACGUCAUAUAGAGACACGAUUUAAUAUACAAUAAAAUGGCAGAUUUUAAACCUUAAUUAACGCAUAAC
Messenger RNA from Cokeromyces recurvatus, 1948 nucleotides. Its product is annotated as DNA polymerase alpha/epsilon subunit B-domain-containing protein. Lineage: Eukaryota; Fungi; Mucoromycota; Mucoromycetes; Mucorales; Mucoraceae. Gene Ontology annotation, cellular component: epsilon DNA polymerase complex. The record is from RefSeq and is a predicted model, not a curated record. The transcript is spliced from 12 exons. Gene Ontology annotation, biological process: DNA-templated DNA replication; error-prone translesion synthesis. The coding region runs from base 41 to 1717 and encodes 558 amino acids. Gene Ontology annotation, molecular function: DNA binding.